This is a messenger RNA of Lampris incognitus (smalleye Pacific opah), 4568 nucleotides long. It is a transcript of the gene bcas3, whose product is annotated as BCAS3 microtubule associated cell migration factor. The transcript is spliced from 25 exons. Gene Ontology annotation, biological process: response to starvation; autophagy. The record is from RefSeq and is a predicted model, not a curated record. Gene Ontology annotation, cellular component: cytoplasm. Lineage: Eukaryota; Metazoa; Chordata; Actinopteri; Lampriformes; Lampridae. Gene Ontology annotation, molecular function: protein binding. The coding region runs from base 342 to 3188 and encodes 948 amino acids.
UCCGCUAGAGAGGUCCCUUAGCUAGGUAACGAUCAGUGCAGAACUCCUUGGUUCGUAUUCCAAGAUUACAGUUAGAUGGGCUGCUUGAAUUGAACUACUUGCAUCGACGUUUUAACAGCGCAGUCUUCUCAUGACGAGGGACUUUUAGUCAGCUCACGCUCGCUAGCUAGUUAGCUCACGUACUGACUGGCUCCUCAUUUUCACAUGACAAGUAAGCUGUGCAACCUACGUCCAAACUGUUAUAGUAGUCAUCAGUUGUUUUGCUAGACAGCAGAGCUGCCUGUGCAGUGGCGUUUGGGAGACGUGGUUCAAUCUCUUAGGGAUAAAAAUCAGGAGACAAAAUGGCAUCUGACUCUCCACGCAGACCAAGUCGCUGUGCUGGAGGGGUCAUAGUGCGAGCACAAGCUGCCACGGAGCAGUCAUACAUGGAAAGUGUUGUGACUUUCUUGCAAGAUGUGGUUCCUCAGGCAUACACUGGGGCACCCCCAACUGAUGAAAAAGAGAAAAUCCUUUGGGUCCGAUUUGAGAAAGCUGACAUCAACGACACGGCCUGGAACCCAGAGUUCAUGGAAAUGCACAAUGGUGCCUCUGACCCUCCUCUCUGCCUCAUGAUUGGCUACGCUGAUGGGAUGCAGAUCUGGAGCAUAUCUUUGGCAGGGGAGGCUCAGGAACUGUUUUCGGUGCGCCAUGGUCCAGUAAGAGCAGCACACAUCCUGCCAGACCCUCAUAUCAGUCCCCUGAAGAUGGACAGUUUUGCAGACAAGAGACCCUUGCUCGGGGUGUGCAAGAGCACGGGAUCCUCUGGGACAAGCCCCCCCUACAGCUGUGCUGACCUCUACUCUCUACGGACAGGGGAGAUGGUCAAAUCAAUCCAGUUCAAGACGCCCAUAUAUGAGCUACACUGCAACAAACAGAUUCUAGUCAUUAGCUUGCAGGAGAAGAUUGCUGCAUUUGACAGCUGUACCUUCACCAAGAAAUUCUUUGUUACAAGCUGCUAUCCAUGUCCUGGUCCCAACCUCAAUCCAAUAGCCCUGGGAAGCUGCUGGCUAGCCUAUGCUGAAAAUAAGUUAAUCCGGUGUCAUCAGUCUCGUGGAGGGGCCUGUGGUGACAGUGCUCAGUCCUACACAGCUACGGUGAUAAACGCUGCCAAAACACUAAAAACAGGUCUCACAAUGGUUGGAAAGGUUGUAACCCAGCUGGCUGGCACCAUACCUGCAGGGACUCCAGACGAAGAGGGCACCCCACACAGCGCUAGUCGCCGCAGCCCCCACAACCCCGGAGUGGUCACCAUAAUUGACAUAAACACUGUGGGCGAGGGACAGGUCCUGGUGAAUGAGGACUCGGACGGCGAGGGAAUAGUGGCUCACUUCCCAGCUCAUGAUAAACCCAUAUCCUGCAUGCAGUUCAACCCCAGCGGCAUGCUGCUAGUGACGGCAGACACACUGGGACAUGAUUUUCACGUCUUUCAGAUCCUCACCCACCCCUGGGCCUCCUCACAGAGCGCUGUUCACCAUCUCUACACACUGCACCGCGGGGAGACUGAAGCCAAGGUGCAGGACAUGUGCUUCAGCCAGGACAGCCGCUGGGUGGCCAUCAGCACGCUGCGCGGCACCUCGCACGUCUUCCCCAUCAACCCGUACGGCGGCAGCCCCUGCGCCCGCACCCACAUGUCCCCGCGUGUGGUCAAUCGCAUGUCCCGCUUCCAGAAAAGCGCAGGCCUGGAGGAGAUUGAGCAGGAGCUCAGCAGAGCUGCAACCGGAGGUGUGGGAGGAGGCGGCGGCUGUGUCAUAGGGGGUCCAGGAGUCAUAGGGGGGCGCUGCAGCCCCAUCCCUGGGCUGUCCAGCAGCCCCUCGGGAUCUCCUCUUCACGCCAAGCUGGGUAACCAGGAGUCCUACAACAACUUCACUAAUAACAACAUGGGAAAUCCACGGCUGUCCCCUCUGCCCAGCCUGACCACCGUGCUGCCUUUGGCACAGAUCAAACAGCCCAUGACCCUGGGAACCAUCACCAAACGCACAGGACCCUACCUCUUUGGGGCGGGAUGUUUUGCCAUUAAAACUCCAUGCAAAGCUAAGCCACCACCUCAGAUCUCACCCAGCAAGUCCAGUGGAGGAGAAUUCUGCGUGGCUGCCAUCUUUGCUUCCUCACGGUCAUGGUUCAUCACCAACCCUAACAUAAAGAGAGAAAAAGAUCAAUCCAAGCAGUCAGUCGUGGACUCGCUCUACAUCCUCAGUUGCUAUGGUAACUUGGUAGAGCAUGUCCUGGAGCCUCGACCAAUAAGUUCAGCACAGAAAAUAAGUGAUGACACGCCUUUGGAACUUAACGCCUGUCCAAGGGCCUGCUGGACUUUAGCCAGGACGCCGCAAUGGAAUGAGCUGCAGCCACCUUUCAACUCUAACCAUCCCUUGGUGCUAGCCUCUGACUUGGUGCAGUACUACCAGUAUCUCCUGGCUGGCUUGAAUCCCCCAAGAAGCCCAGCACUGACAGGCCCUAUCACACGCCACGAGUCCUACGACAGCCUGGCGUCGGAGCCCAGCGGACUGGAGGAUGAGGAGUGGCUGUCCCAGGUGGAAAUUGUGACCCACACAGGGCCCCACCGACGGCUAUGGAUGGGCCCCCAAUUUCAAUUUAAGACCAUUCACCCAUCGGGCCAGACCACAGUCAUCUCCUCAUCCUCCUCAGUGCUUCAGUCCCAGGGCCCUGCUGACGUCCAGCAGCCCCUUUUGGACUUUGUCACAGAUGACCUGGACCUGCACAGCCUCAGGAUCCAGCCAGUGCGAUCAGAGCCAGUGAGCAUGCCUGGCUCCUCCAGGCUGGUGGCUGAGCGUCGGGGACAGCCCAGCAUCAUAGAGAGUGGAUCAGGGCCGUUCGACGGGCGUGGGGUCACCUUGCUGGAAGUGUGCGGUAGCUGGCCGGAGAGCUUCGGUCUUCCUCGCCACACCAUGGGCUCCGUGGACACCAGCGAUGAGGGCUUGAGAGAGAGGCUGGCGGACGCCAUGUCAGAAUCGCCGUCCAGAGACAUCGCAGCGUCCUCCACAGAGCUGCAGAGGGAGGGCAGUAUCGAGACCCUCAGUAACAGCUCUGGCUCCACCAGUGGUAGUAUCCCACGCAACUUUGAGGGCUACCGCUCUCCCUUACCCACCAAUGAGAACCAGCCCCUCAGCCUGUUCCCCUCCACCUUCCCCUAGACUGCCCCAUUCCCGCCACCCACUCACCUGCCCCUCCACACCCCUACGGCCACCCUUCACCAGGAUUAACCACCAACCAACUCGCUGUCCUUCAUGUCCAGACAGACCAGACAGGCACCAACAUAACAGAAAGAUGCCAAUGUGGGAAUCAGACAACCAACAACAUACCGGAAACACAUCUUCCUACAUGUAUCUAUUUGUAGUGUGUGUUGUUGAGAUGUUGUUGUCAUACUUGCGUGAUGAUCAAAGUUCAGUGUUUUCCAUACAGGCCUGAGAGGAGCUCCUUUAGAUGUUAUGUUGCCCAUCAGAGCAUGUUGGCGCCACAACCUGGGCUGCUUCCCAAACAAAGUAAGCGGGUUGAAAAUAAGAUCUCCUACUGAAAAAUUCAGUGGACUAAGAAACGCUGAGGGAAACCCCAGGUGUGAUCAUCUUCUGUCCAGCUAGGUCCGCGUGGGCUGGUCAUGAUGUGCCCUAUAGUUUCGGCUCAGCCUCGGGAAAGAUGUGCAUACUGUGAAGAAGUUUAUGUUCUAAUCAGUGACGUGUAGCAGGGAAGUACACGCAGCUCCCUCUUCCCUCCAUGUGCUCAUGAACGCAUGUUAAUGGGUUUUUAUCACAUUGUGGUAAAUGUUAAUUGACCUUUCUUUUCUUAAACAUUCAUCCCUUUUCACUUGUGUAUGAAACAAAAAGGCAAAUGUAAAGUCACUGCUGGUAUUUGUUGAAGCAAUUUUGUUUGCAAAGUAUUUAGAUAUGGCUCUGAAAUCAUUUGGAUAUUGUCAUUUUCAGCCCUUCCAGGAUGGAAAGUGUAACUGACCUGAGUAUUUGUUGCUCUCUGACGACCUUCCACAGCAAUAAGGCUGUAUUGUGUAUUACAUUUGAAGACCCAGAUUCUUUUAUGUAUAGAUCUUUUUCUCUUAUUCUCUCCAUCUCUCGUGUUUUUUGAAUUUGUCAUUAUCGAUCAUGAGAAGAGUGUGGUUUGCACUGUUAGGUUAAUGCCCAUCCAGCCAAUGAAACUUGUACAAUUUGCCAACUUGCUUUUUUAAGCUAGACUUAAAGGCAUAUAGGAAAAAGGAGUAACAUUUCAAACUUAAGAAAGGGGUGCCGAGUAUUUUCUCACAAGUAAACAUCUCAUGUUAAUCAAAGCUAUAAGUGUAAAUAAUGUAGGCCUGCUAGCUUGAGUCGUUGUUAGCAUAUGGAUGUGUGUGUCGGAAGAGCGGUGGCCUGAUGCUGUGUGGCCACUGGACAGUGCAGUGCACAAAGGCAUGAAUUGAAUGCAGAACAUGUGCUUGUUGUUAAAUGCAUUUUUUGGUUUUGCAUAAUACUGAGUCCUUUGCCCAGCAUUUAUGCAAGUGAAAUAAUAAAACUUGUGGAAAUAAAACUAUU